AGACUGUUACGAGACGCCAAAUGAUGCGAUGACAGUUGAAAACAAUUUUCAGUAGUUCAAAAAGUGAAAUUUGCUGACGAGUGGCGAACUGUACAUCGUUUCAAUGGAAUUUCGUGAAUAUGUAUUAAAUGUUAGUUUUGGUUAAAUCACCAUUUUCUGUUAAGACUGAGGAAAUCAACGUUGACAGCUGCAGGAUUGGAGCUUUGCAGCUAUGUCUACUGCAGGAGCUAUAGACAAUGCGAGAGAAUUAAGCUACAUCACACCUUUUAAUACUUCGCCAUUGUUCCCUCUUCUGCUUUUGUCACUGACGUCACAGAGACAUACACCUAGAGUGAAAACUAGAUUCCGUAGUGAAUAUGACUACAUCAUAGUUGGAGCUGGUUCAGCGGGGGCAGUAGUAGCAAGUAGGCUAUCCGAGGUGGCCUGUGUGAGUGUUUUACUACUAGAAGCUGGGAACUCUCCACCGAUUUUGUCGGAAAUUCCUGCGAUUGCCCGAAGUUUUGUCGGGAGUGAUAUUGACUGGAAAUAUCGCACGACACCGCAGAGGAACACGGCAGCUGGACAUAUCAAUAGGCAAGUAACUUGGCCGAGCGGAAAAACUCUAGGAGGAAGCAGUACAAUCAAUGCAAUGCUGUAUCCCCGUGGCAACCGUCAAAAUUACGACGACUGGGCAGCACAGGGAGCAGUUGGUUGGAGCUAUGAGGAAGUUCUCCCAUAUUUCAAGAAACUGGAGGAUUACGUGGAUCCGAUAUACUUUGAAAAUGGUUUUCAUAACAUUGGCGGCCCAGUAACGGCUUCAAAGCCGCUGUUUAAUCCUGUGCAGAAAAUUGCUGGGAUUCAAGCCGCGUUGAAUUUGGGUAAAGGCUUUGUUGAUUCAAAUGGCCCUUAUCAAAGUGGUUUUUUCAACUUUGAUGCAUCUAUAAGAAGAGGUCAACGGUGCAGCACAGCAAAAGCAUAUUUAGUGCCAAGUGAAAAUAGGACAAAUCUUGAUAUUGUAACCAAUGCUCUGGUAACAAAGAUAACAAUCCAAAAUAAACGGGCCACUGGAGUGCAGUUUGACUUCAACGGAAGAACGAGAAGAGUUAGGGCAAGGAGAGAAGUCAUACUUUCCGCGGGAACUACAAACACCGUCCAGUUGCUGAUGCUAUCAGGCAUUGGGCCUUUGUCUGAACUGGCCAAGUUCGAUAUAACUUGCAUUGCGGAUUUACCAGUGGGUCUCAACAUGCAAGAUCAUAUCGUUUCCUUUCUCGGUUAUGAGCUUGACGAUAGUUUGAGGAGGCUUCAACAGUCUACUGAAGACGACCAAAACAUCUCGAACUAUAUCAACAAACGAGAAGGUCCUUUGACUUCUGCAGAAGGUUUUUUACUAAUGUCUUUCUUACGAAAAAACAACGCAGAGCCGAGAUUCGACACACCAGAUUUCUCUGCUUAUUUGAUUGAUCCUUUGGCUAUAACGUUACUUCAACUAAGACUUAAACCAAAUGUGUUAUUGCAAUACUUCGGCCCUUAUGUAAACAAGACAACAAUACUCUGCGCUUCGCAGAUUCUACACCCGAUAAGCACUGGCACAGUAACUAUCAGAUCCAGAAAUCCACGAGCACCUGUUGUUAUAGAUCCUAACUAUUUCGCAGAUUUUCGUGAUCUGGAUGAUGUCGUCCAAGGUUUAAAGUUUUGCAACAGAUUCAUGGCUGAUCCAGCAAUGAAACGCAUUGGUGCCAGACCCUUCACAUCAAUAAUACCUGGCUGUGAGCCCUACGUAAAUGACGAAGAUCUCUACGUUCGAUGUGCCGUAAGAACAUUUACCAUUACUGCUAAUCAUCAAGUCGGGACGGCCAAGAUGGGAGAUCCAAAUGACCCUUCAACAGUUGUCGAUCCUCAAUUAAGGGUGAAAACGAUACGAGGACUCAGAGUUGUAGAUGCAUCUGUCAUGCCCACAAUACCAUGGGCUAAUACGAAUGCUCCAACAAUAAUGGUGGCAGAGAAAGCUUCUGACAUGAUAAAAAGCACUAUCAGUUGUAGAUAUAGCGAAUUGCGUUAGAAUUGCAAUUUAUCUGUAUGGUUUGGAAGGUGUAGCACAAAGAGUUCAAGAGAGAGCAUAAAAAGACAUUCACAUAUUUUUCAGUUGCAGAAAUAUUUGAAAAUUCCACAAUAUUAUAAUUCCAUUUUUUAAUCGUAACUUGCUCUAAAGAUACUAUAUUGUUUUGAAUAAUUUUACUGUGUAGAAAUACUCUUUUUAUUCAAAAAUAAAUGUUAAAUGUUUUUCAGCGAA
Molecule: messenger RNA, 2269 nt
Organism: Uloborus diversus
Lineage: Eukaryota; Metazoa; Arthropoda; Arachnida; Araneae; Uloboridae
Product: glucose dehydrogenase [FAD, quinone]-like
Exons: 12
Coding region: 212-2038 (608 amino acids)
Molecular function (GO): oxidoreductase activity, acting on CH-OH group of donors; flavin adenine dinucleotide binding
Source: RefSeq, a predicted model, not a curated record